This is a messenger RNA of Nanorana parkeri, 1263 nucleotides long. RefSeq names its product zinc finger protein 239-like. Gene Ontology annotation, molecular function: RNA polymerase II cis-regulatory region sequence-specific DNA binding; DNA-binding transcription factor activity, RNA polymerase II-specific. The coding region runs from base 43 to 1221 and encodes 392 amino acids. Gene Ontology annotation, biological process: regulation of transcription by RNA polymerase II. NCBI's taxonomy places the organism in Eukaryota, Metazoa, Chordata, Amphibia, Anura, Dicroglossidae. The transcript has 2 exons. The record is from RefSeq and is a predicted model, not a curated record.
UGUCUUCUCUAUUCCAGCAACGCUCGGGACUCCGAGGACGCCAUGAGCGAUCAGGCUGAUGGAACACACAUGUGGGAUCCUCCUGGUUCUGAUGAGGAUGACGACUGCCAGACACCUUUUACAGGUGCAUAUCGCCCCAUGAACGGUAUAGAAGAUGAGAACACAUUGUACAUCCAGCAGUGCGGGGUCUUGUUAGACUGUCAGGAUGAUGAUGAUGAAGAUGAUGAAGACAUCUCCCAGUCAGCUCCAGGUGAGGAGAGCGAGGAAAGCUUCUUAGAAUCCGACAAGAAGGACAGUCCUCCGUGCAGCGCCUCCCCCAAAGGUCGCCCGAGCGGGAAGGGGGCGAGCAAGCUCUCCAAUAUCAUUGCCCAUCUUCAGAGCCUGGCCAGCGAGCGGGAGUCCUCCCGCAGAGAGACUGCCGCAGAGGAGGACGAGGAGGCCUGGCCUCAGAUGGGGGAGAGCUCGUACGCCUUCUCCAGCGAAGGCAUUCCAUAUGAAGGAGACAGUUUGGCCUCCCCGCGGGGGGGCCGCCCGCACUCCACGGACCAACGGCUAAAGGCUUUCAAGGCCAUUAAAAUCUUGCAGGAGACGGACUCCAAGGACAAAAAGUACAUUUGCGUGGAGUGCGGGAAGACCAGUCGCUACAAGUCGGCCUAUUUGCGGCACAAGCGAACUCACACCGGGGAAAAGCCCUUCAGCUGCGCGGAUUGCGGGAAAUGCUUCCGCCGCAGCUCGCAGCUGGUGACGCAUCAGCGGACCCACACAGGGGAGCGGCCGUACACGUGCCUGCGGUGCGGGAAGAGCUUCAGCUGUAACUCCACCCUGGUGACCCACCAACGGACCCACACGGGGGAGAAACCCUACACCUGUAUGGAAUGCGGCAAGGGCUUCAUCCACAGCUCCGACUACAACCGCCACCACCGCGUGCACCGCGGCGAGAAACGCUACACCUGCAAGGAGUGCGGGAAGAGCUUCAGCCAGAGCUCCUACCUGGUCAUCCACCAACGCAUCCAUACCGGCGAGAAACCGUUUGUCUGCAACGAAUGCGGCAAAUGCUUCAGCCGCAACUCGUCCCUGGUGACCCACCAGAGAGUUCACACCGGGGAGCGGCCGUACACCUGCGCCGAAUGUGGGAAGAGCUUCCGCCAAAGUUCCCACCUCCUCAUCCACCAGAGGACCCACACGCCGGAGAGCCACCUGGCGCUCCGUGCCAUGAUGUGAGCCCGGUGCCCUUCACUUCCAAAGAUACUCAAUGGGACGUUU